Molecule: messenger RNA, 753 nt
Organism: Acanthocheilonema viteae
Lineage: Eukaryota; Metazoa; Nematoda; Chromadorea; Rhabditida; Onchocercidae
Source: the annotation of a GenBank genome assembly
AUGAUGCGCAAUAACGUCAAAAUAGUAUGGACAGAAGAAUCUGUGAUCGAGAAAACUGCAUUUCACUUAGCUCUUGCUAACACAAUGGGAAGAAGUGUUCAGAUUGCUAAAAUCGGUCGAAAAGGUUUUAAUGGUCGCAAAGCAUUGGCUGAUGUGAUUACCGAAUUUUUGGAAAUUAUUUCCCAUACUGUGCUUUUCAAUUAUAGUGGUUAUCCAGCUGAGAUGUUUGAUACUGUUAGCUACGGAGAUAUUUUAAUUCAUAAAUGCAGAGUGAAGGAAGUGUUGGAUUAUGUGAACGGUUCAUUACAAACAAUUCAUCGAUGGGUAAAGUUGGACAAGCUAUCCCAUUUUGCGGCAUGUAUUCUUGAUAAAGAGAACAAGGUGGUGAUAGAGGUCGUAAUAAUCAUUAUGGGUGUGCAAUAUUCUCAUCUCAGAGAUGUAUUAACAAGUGAAGCAGUUGAUAUGAAACGACAGUUCCAACAAACAAUUUUUUCACUCCAACGUGGAACAUAUAUCGAAAAUAUGAAAAAUAUCUUCCGACACGAAGAAAUACGCUUUGAAAUACAUACAAAACUUAGAGGUGGUUGCGAAGUAAAAUUGAAAAAACGAGCUUAUGAACCUAAAUGGGAAAAGUAUGACCAAUUUGCACCUGAGAAUCUACGUCCUUGCGGCAGACGAAUUGAUAGCAAACUAGUUGAGAUUAUCAGUAGUUUGAGUGCUAUCAAGAAAGAUUGUGGCGGCAUUGGUUCUUAA